Molecule: messenger RNA, 1484 nt
Organism: Ochotona curzoniae (black-lipped pika)
Lineage: Eukaryota; Metazoa; Chordata; Mammalia; Lagomorpha; Ochotonidae
Gene: CPN1
Product: carboxypeptidase N subunit 1
Exons: 9
Coding region: 80-1459 (459 amino acids)
Biological process (GO): proteolysis
Molecular function (GO): metallocarboxypeptidase activity; zinc ion binding
Source: RefSeq, a predicted model, not a curated record
CAGAGCUGCUUCUUGGCCCCUUGAGUUCUGACCACUGAGGCAGACACGCUCCGUGCUGUCCCUGAGGACGCCUGGCAAGAUGUCUGACUGCCUCACAAUCUUCUUCCAUCUCCUCCUGCUCUUCAAGCUCAUCACCCCCAUCACCUUCCGUCACCACCGCUACGAUGACCUCGUGCGGACGCUGUACAGGGUGCACAACCAGUGCCCGCACAUCACGCGGAUCUACAGCAUCGGGCGCAGUGUGAAAGGGAGACACCUCUACGUGCUGGAAUUCAGCGAUUACCCCGGAAUCCACGAGCCCCUGGAGCCAGAAGUCAAGUACGUGGGGAACAUGCACGGCAACGAGGUGCUGGGCAGAGAGCUGCUGCUGCAGCUGUCUGAGUUCCUGUGUGAGGAAUUCCGCAACCGGAACGAGCGCAUCACCCGGCUCAUCCAGGACACGCGCAUUCACAUCCUGCCCUCCAUGAACCCUGAUGGCUACGAGGUGGCCGCUGCCCAGGGCCCAGACGUGUCUGGAUAUCUGGUUGGCAGGAACAAUGCAAAUGGUGUGGACCUGAACCGGAACUUCCCUGACCUCAAUUCCUACAUCUACUACAACGAGAGAAACGGAGGUCCCAAUCACCACUUGCCCCUUCCGGACAACUGGAAAAGCCAGGUGGAACCUGAGACCCAGGCCAUAAUCCAGUGGAUGCACACCUUCAAUUUUGUUCUCUCAGCCAAUCUCCACGGAGGUGCAGUAGUGGCCAAUUACCCCUAUGACAAGUCCUUUGACCAUCGGCUCCAGAAUUUCCGCCAGCCUGCCAACACACCCACCCCCGAUGACAAGCUUUUCCAGAAGCUGGCCAAGGUCUACUCCUAUGCACAUGGGUGGAUGCACCAAGGCUGGAACUGUGGGGACUACUUCCCAGAUGGCAUCACCAAUGGAGCUUCCUGGUACUCCCUCAGCAAGGGCAUGCAAGACUUUAAUUACCUCCACACUAACUGCUUUGAGAUCACACUGGAACUGAGCUGCAACAAGUUUCCCCAACAGGAGGAAUUACCAAGGGAAUGGCUGGGCAAUCGGGAAGCCCUAAUCCAAUUCUUAGAACAGGUUCACCAGGGGAUCAAGGGAAUGGUACGUGAUGAGAAUUUUAACAACAUCACAGAGGCCGUCAUUUCUGUUGAUGGGAUUAACCAUGACGUCACUCCCGGUAAGCACGGGGAUUACUUCCGCCUGCUGCUUCCAGGUACUUACGUCGUGACUGCCACAGCGCCUGGGUUUGAUCCACAGACAACAACUGUGACUGUGGGUCCUGCAAAACCAGAAGUGGUUAACUUCCAGCUCAAGAGAAGCACCUCUCAAGCAAGCUCCUUGAGGAGGGCUCCGAGUGGAGGCCAGCGAGGCCGAGUGAAAACGCAGCCCCGCCUGGCCAGAAGGAAGGAGGUGGUGGGAAAGCUGCCGCGGAGAGGCCCCGCCUGAGCCCCGCAAAGCCUGCUUGCUGCGC